AUGUACCAUUAUCCUGAUAUAUGGUAUGACUAUGCUACAUGGCAUGCAAAAGGUGGUUCGAUAGAUGCUGCGAUCAAAGUAUUUCAAAGGGCUCUGAAGGCUCUCCCUGAUUCAGAAAUGCUACGGUAUGCUUAUGCGGAGCUAGAGGAGUCUCGUGGAGCAAUUCAGGUGUGGCGGGCUGCAAAGAAAAUAUAUGAAAGCCUUUUGGGAGAUGGUGUCAAUGCUACGACACUAGCUCAUAUUCAAUUCGUUCGCUUUCUAAGAAGAACUGAAGGUGUUGAAGCUGCUAGGAAGUACUUUCUGGAUGCUCGCAAAUCCCCUAGCUGUACUUAUCAUGUUUAUGUUGCUUAUGCUACAAUGGCAUUUUGUCUUGACAAGGAUCCAAAGAUGGCUCAGAAUGUUUUUGAAGCAGGACUAAAACGGUUUAUGCAUGAGCCUGUUUAUAUUCUCGAGUGA
Sphenostylis stenocarpa is the source of this 456-nucleotide messenger RNA. The record is from the annotation of a GenBank genome assembly. Lineage: Eukaryota; Viridiplantae; Streptophyta; Magnoliopsida; Fabales; Fabaceae.